UGUGUGGCUGUAUUACGUUUAUUUUAUGUAAAUAAUAAUUAAAAUGUUUUCAUAAGAAACCUUAAUGUAUAUGAACUUGAUUUGUAAGAGUACUUUGUGGUUGGACCUUGCUUGCGUUUCUUGCGUCCGAUUUCAAAGCCCCCAAACCCUUUCAGCGGUGAGGGUGGACGCAGCGAUGUCCUCUGCUGGCGUCAAGUCCUGAGGCAGAUCCACCUCCCGUUACACGGCGUGCCCGAUUUAUGCCGGCAAGCGUGGGAUUCCCCCGUACAAGGACGUCGGUCUCCUCGGCUGUGAACCGCUCCUGGCGUGCGCCUGGUAAAUCCGUCAUAAUAAUAGCAACCUGCCAUGGAACUUGCGCCCUUGCGUUUAAAGGGAAUGUUGGAUAGCGUUCUGAUUGGUUUAUUUGACGUUACGCCCAAACCACACCUAUGAAUAAUGAACCUACUUCAGACCAACCCCUUAUUGAUUUGCGCCCGGCGCAAGAGUUAUUUCUCACGCCGGGAAAAUAGCAACAGCGCCCAAGAUCCGCCCACAAACUCACUUGCGCGUUGCGCUUCGCACUUGCGUUUCAGAUCGUUAAAAUAGGGCCCAAUAUCUUUAUAUACAUAUUUAUGAAAAAAUGAUAAAGCCAACUUCAUUCAUUAAUUGGUUGUUAGAUGACUAGUCAAGUAGUUGACCAUUGUGUUGACCCACACUUGCUAUCCAUCAUUAACUCUUUCACCAAUAAUUUUCCAAGGCAGUUGUUCAGUGCUCCACAAAACUAUGACUUAAGUUUACUUAAUAAUUUCUACUGUUGUGUUAACUAUUGUAUCUAGCUUAUAUUUGUUCUCCGUGGCGUAGGCAUCAGAAUGCUGGAGGUGUUUCAUAGAUUACAUGCACUUGCAAACUAUAGCAAUGAUGGGGGCCCUGUCCUCACCAUAGCAACCGGAAAUGGUUGCUUGGAUACAGGUUUGAAUAGAAGUAUGGUAUGAAUGCAUCAGCAGUCGCCUCCAGGGGACAUACGGGCACUUGAACUUGUCGGUGACUCCAGUGUCUUGAGCUGAUUUAAGUUGACCCAGCAUGAGCUUGUGUUGCAACGGUCCAAUAGAUACAAUGUUGAAUGUGAAAUGUUUAACAAGAACGUGAAGGCCUGUUGGUAAAGACGCCUUCAGACUAAGAUUUCUUUGUUUUUCAUUUAUAUUCAGUCAGUGUUAUAAACUCAGCAUGCAGGGGUUAUAUACACAGUAUAGAGGAUUUUUCAACAGUAGGUUUGUUAUUCUUGUCAGGAGAAAUGUAUGGUUGAUAUGGAAUCGGUUAUUACAAGUUGAAUUUUAAAACAGCUAAUGAAAAAAUUGCACGUUUUUUUAUUGCAAAAAUUGAUGAUUUUACAAAAGUAUUUUUAUAUGCAAUGGCAACGCAAGGUGCCAUGGCAUUUAGGCAAAGUAAGCAUGGCUCAACACCAACACUUGUGAUAUGCUUCCAACCAAUCAGAAUUCACCCAUAUGUCCAUGUUAUUUGGCGUGUGCUUUAAAGAGUAGCGGCAUCCUUGUGUCUUCAAAAGUAGAUGCCAGUGACGACCAAAACACGUGCUGUAAUACUCCAGGUUUUGGGGUCAUAAGGUAGUUGAAGAGUUGCUAGAUCAAAGAUUCAAUCCAAAGUCAUUUUGGCGAAUGUUGUUUAGUUCCUGCGUCUGAUAUUAGAAAAGACCAUUGCCUCUGCUUCUUUCUUUUUUUUUUGGAGCAAAUGAAACACCAAUUAGAUCCGUUCUGUCCGAAGUUUCGUAAAAGAAAAAUCCCAUUUCCAGUCUCGCCGUUCCAACAAAAAGUCCUCUUCUGAUUCUUUUGUCAAGCUCGCCCUCCUCAUUUCCUUUUUCCUCUUUUCUUCUCCCCCCUUUGUCCUUUUUGGCGGAGUGGCUGGUAAGGUGUUGCGGUGUUGGCGAAGGCGUAUCUUGGCACAAUCGCAGGGCACAGUUAAAGGAGGCAGACUGGCACCACCUGGACCUUUGCCAGAGCUCCUCAGGAGAAAUACCCACUGCUGAGCAAUGCACGCCGCCAAUGGGAACCCCACAGUAGAGCCUUUUCCUGAUGGCAUGGAGAUGAUCGUGUUUGGAAUGGGCUGUUUUUGGGGAGCAGAGAGGCGCUUUUGGAAAGUUCCUGGUGUGUUCUCUACACAGGUUGGCUACGCAGGUGGAUUCACACCUAAUCCCACCUAUCAAGAGGUGUGUUCAGGUUUAACGGGACACACAGAGGAAGUCCGAGUGGUCUUCUCUCCUAAAGACGUCAGUUUAGAUAAACUUCUUAAAGUCUUCUGGGAAAGCCAUGACCCCACUCAAGGAAUGGCACAGGGAAAUGACCAUGGCACACAGUAUCGUUCAGCCAUCUAUACAUACAGCCCAGAACAGCAGGAGCUGGUGAUGAGGAGCAAGCAAAUAUACCAAGAGGCCCUGACUAAGAAAGGCCUGGGUGACAUUACCACAGAGAUCCGGGAGCACACCGAUUUUUACUAUGCUGAGGACUAUCAUCAGCAGUACCUGCACAAGGUGCCUAAAGGUUACUGUGGGUUGAAGGGCACGGGGGUCAUCUGCUCUUUUGGAGAAGAAAAAGAUGAACUUUGACUUAUGACUUGUGGACAUUAUUGUGUACUGUUUAAAACAGAGUGUCAAUGAGGUGUUUGUUUCUAAAGAACAAAAAAGUCAAUUCCUUUUUCUAUUGUGAAAUCAGGAAAAAUCCAAAGUGCUCAGAAAUAGCAGAAGAAAUUAUUUAGAAAAAAUUGAAAGUGCUCUUUGGUAAAGGGUAUUCAAAACGUUAAAAAAAAGGAAAUACAAGGCACUCUUCGUAUUUCAAAAAAUAUUAUAAAAAGCCUUUAUUGAAGAAGGCUAUCUGUGCCGCUAUGCAUGAGUUGCUGCCCAGUGUAAUGUUAUUAAUGUUAUGUUUAAAUAAUAGUUUUUCUAUUGAUUUGAUAGAAAUAUCUUAAAUAAAUAUCAAAACGAAUAGACAAAGAGAACAUUUCUGUUAUCAUUUGCUCAUCCUCAGGUUUUUUUGCACGUGUGUGAUUCAUCUGUGGACCACAAAAGGUGAGUUUUUGAAGAAUAUGCUAAAAGCAUAUUUUAUUUAUGUAAUGAAAGUAAUUGAUGACUGAGGCCGUCAAAGUUUUUUCCUGUAAGUAUUUUUUCCUGCUAUGGAAGUUGAUGGGUGCCAUCAACUGUGU
This is a messenger RNA of Paramisgurnus dabryanus, 3186 nucleotides long. It is a transcript of the gene msrab, whose product is annotated as methionine sulfoxide reductase Ab. Gene Ontology annotation, cellular component: cytoplasm. The record is from RefSeq and is a predicted model, not a curated record. Lineage: Eukaryota; Metazoa; Chordata; Actinopteri; Cypriniformes; Cobitidae. Gene Ontology annotation, molecular function: peptide-methionine (S)-S-oxide reductase activity. Gene Ontology annotation, biological process: cellular response to oxidative stress.